GCCUCGCUGCCGCGGGGCCAUGAGCUUGGCGCGCUGAGCGGGCAGAGCCGCGACGAUGACGGUGGAUUUCGAGGAGUGCAUCAAGGACUCGCCCCGGUUCCGGGCAACCAUUGAUGAAGUGGAAACAGAUGUGGUGGAGAUAGAAGUGAAGCUUGACAAGCUGGUGAAGCUCUGCAGCAGCAUGAUUGAAGCAGGCAAAGCCUACAUCACCACCAACAAGCACUUCGUCAGCGGCGUCCGGGAUCUGUCACAGCAGUGCAAGAAGGAUGAGAUGAUUUCUGAGUGCCUGGACAAAUUCGGAGACAGUCUGCAGGAGAUGAUUAACUACCACAUGAUCCUGUUUGACCAGGCUCAGAGGUCAGUCCGGCAGCAACUACACAAUUUUGUGAAAGAUGAUGUGCGGAAGUUCAAGGAAACCAAGAAGCAGUUCGACAAGGUGAGAGAGGACAUGGAGAUUUCCCUGGUGAAGAAUGCCCAGGCACCUCGGCACAAACCUCAUGAAGUAGAGGAGGCCACGGGCACCCUGACCAUCACCAGAAAGUGCUUCCGGCAUCUGGCCCUAGACUAUGUGUUACAGAUUAAUGUUCUGCAGGCCAAGAAGAAGUUUGAAAUCCUGGAUGCGAUGCUGUCCUUCAUGCAUGCCCAGUACACCUUUUUCCAGCAGGGCUACAGUCUUCUCCAUGAACUGGAUCCCUACAUGAAGAAACUCGCUACAGAGCUGGACCAGCUGGUGAUCGACUCUGCAGUGGAGAAGAGGGAGAUGGAGCACAAGCACGCUUUGAUACAGCAGAGGACACUCCUGCAGGAUUUCUCCUAUGAUGACUCAAAGGUGGAGUUUAAUGUUGAUGCCCCCAAUGGAGUGGUGAUGGAAGGCUACCUCUUCAAGAGAGCUAGCAACGCUUUCAAGACGUGGAAUCGGAGGUGGUUCUCCAUACAGAACAGCCAGCUGGUGUACCAGAAGAAGUUAAAGGAUGUCCUCACAGUAGUGGUGGAAGACCUGCGGCUCUGUACCGUCAAGCCAUGCGAAGAUAUAGAGAGGAGGUUUUGCUUUGAGGUUGUCUCACCUACCAAGAGCUGCAUGCUGCAGGCCGACUCGGAGAAGCUGCGCCAGGCCUGGAUUCAGGCUGUUCAAGCCAGCAUUGCCUCUGCUUACCGGGAGAGUCCUGACAGCUACUACAUCGAAAGGCUGGAUCGGACUGCGUCCCCAUCCACCAGCAGCAUCGAUUCGGCUACUGACUCCAGGGAGCGCAGUGUGAAAGGGGAGACCAUCCUGCAGAGAGUUCAGAGCAUCCCAGGGAACGACCAGUGCUGUGACUGCGGGCAGCCCGAUCCCCGCUGGGCCAGCAUCAACCUGGGCAUUCUCCUGUGCAUCGAGUGCUCUGGUAUCCACAGGAGUCUGGGUGUUCACUGCUCCAAAGUCCGAUCUCUCACRCUGGACUCCUGGGAGCCAGAAUUACUGAAACUGAUGUGUGAGCUGGGGAACAGCACUAUGAAUCAGAUAUACGAGGCACAGUGUGAAGAAUUGGGACUUAAGAAGCCCACAGCAGGGAGCUCCAGGCAGGACAAGGAAACCUGGAUCAAGGUGAAGUAUGUGGAGAAGAAAUUUCUGAAGAAGCUGUCAAAUGGGGAGGCCCUGACGGAGAACGAGAGGAAACCUCGGCGCUGGUGUGUGAARAAGUGUCAGAGGAACAACAGCACCACGAAAGCCCCCACGGCUCGGAGGAAGUACCGCCACGAAGCAAAUGCCUCGCCAGCCACGUUAGCUUCAGCAGCCACCCUGGAGCGGAAGUUCCGGCGAGAUUCUCUCUUCUGCCCUGACGAGCUGGACUCUCUCUUCUCCUACUUUGACACCGGUGCUGGCUCUGGCCCACGCAGUGCCAGCCACAUCUCUAUGCAGCAUCCGCUAGCAGGUGGCCCAUGGAGUGGCAGUGGCAUUGGUCCCGGUGGGAGCGGUACGCCGUUCCUCCUGGACGGAGGUUUGAGCAGUGACAGUGGCCUUGGAGGCAGCACCGACGGCAGCACCGAUAUCCUGGUGUUUGGUUCCGUGGUGGACAGCGUGACAGAGGAAGAGUGCGAGGUAUCUGAAGAGUCGAGCGGCGAGGCAGAGAUUGAGCAGGAAGCGUCGGAUCUGGAGGACCUGAGGGAGCUUCAUCCUGGCUUGCUCAUUUACAAGGCAGCACAGGCUCGAAACCUGCCUCUCCUGGCAGAAGCGCUGGCACACGGUGCCGAGGUCAACUGGGUGAAUGACGAAGAUGAAAACAAAACGCCCCUGAUUCAAGCUGUGAUGGGGGGUUCUUUAAUAGCCUGUGAAUUCCUGCUGCAGAAUGGAGCAGAUGUUAACCAAAGAGAUAGCCGGGGCCGCGCUCCCUUGCACCAUGCUACCUACCUGGGCCACACUGGCCAGGUCUGCUUGUUCCUSAAGCGAGGAGCAAAUCAACAUGCAGUGGAUGGCGAUGGGCAGGACCCCCUCAGCAUUGCAGUCCAGGCAGCAAAUGCAGAUAUAGUCACCUUGCUGCGUCUGGCUCGAAUGAAYGAGGAGAUGCGAGAAGCAGAGGGCCCCUUCGGACAACCAGGUCAAUACCCCAGCAACAGCCCUACUGAGCUCCAGUACAGGAAAUGUAUACAGGAGUUCAUCAGCCUUAACAUAGAUGAGUGUUAGUGACGACUCCCCCRCCUCCCCUUUUGCCAUCUUGAAGUUGGGCUGGAUUUCUAGAAGCCGUGUGAGCCCCACCCUUGGUAUAUUGGUGUUUCUGGCAGAUUGGUCUGUCUCUUAUGCCUGCACAUAUAGGUUGGGAUCCACCAGGAAGGAGAAAGGACCUCUCCUGUCAGCAUGAAGUUACCGUGCUUGCCUACUGCAUAGUUGAUUGCCUGGAGGAGUCUUAGGGCAUAAGCACAGACCAUGGCGUGUGGGCUUGUGUGUGUGUGUGAUAAGUAUGUAAGACCAGAGCUCAGCACAAAACAAGAAAAAAAAAAAAAGAGAGAGAGAAAAAAAGAAGAAAAGGAAACCCUCUAUCACCAGGAGAAAUCCACCAACAACAUGAUCAGACCAACCCGUCACGUUUCUGCUGCAGUGUAGUUCCUAUSCACUGAAUUCUUGUCUGAACAGUUGGCUUGGAGGGGAGUCUGUCCAGGAGCCCUCCUGGCGGUGCGACCCGCAGCCCGGGGCUGCUGCAACAUACAGAAGCCGCUGGGGCCAAUUUAGAAAGCAAAGCUAUGACCUCUAAGCCAGGAAGAGUCUGUCUWGUGGGGCCUUUGCUCCAGCAGGCCCAAGGGAAGGGUUGAGAGCGAUGGCCACCCACCUAAGGUGCUCAGGUCUAUAGCAGCCACGCUUCCUUUCUUUGGGGCCCGUGGUGGCUCGCUGGUCAAAGCCAUAGCCCAUAGCGUGCCCCGCGCUGCCGCGGGAUCAGCACGUUGCUAGCGAAGCAGCACCGCCGGCUCUCGGAGGCGGGCAGGAGCUGCUCGCUGGCGACAGGCCUCGCGUCAGGGAUGAAAAGCCAAGUCCAAUUCCCACUGCCGAAAUGGCCCCCUGAAACGCGCGGUUUGAGUUCGGCUCUGUGUUCUGGUCACUUCAGAUUUCCGACUUAGCACCUCUGUGGAGACUUCUGUUUGCAUGUGUAUCCCUUCCCUGCGUAGCCUGCAUGCUGAAAUGUAGGAGUAGAGCAUCUCGGCAGCUGGCCCAGGAAUCUGGAGUUUCCUGAAUCCAAGGACCAGCAAAACCUUCUUCMUAUUUCCUCCCUUACUGGAGUGGGGGAACAUAUUUCUACUCAGAGCACUUUGUUGCUGUUUUUAUAGUCAGUGUUUCAGGAAUCAUGCUGUGCAGAGAUGCUGCAACCUUGUGGACUCGCAGAGCCACUUCCCUUGGGCUGGGAAUUGGGAUGCCCAGGACAUCCAGGUGUCCUGGGAUUGCUUCUGGAUGCCAUCAGCUGCUGCUGCCAUCAGAGUUCUCUGCUGCCCGUGGAGGGCAGUCCGCAACUGGCAUUUGCUCCUGCUUGSGCUGCUAGCCCUGGUUUGGGCCACGGUGCCUUACAGGAGAUGCUGRAAUCUGGAGGGAUCCGAAUCCCACAAGGAACACAGGUCAGGAGGCAGGUGGGAGUUCCCAAUCCCUCUGUUAUGGCAGUAGCAAUAGUCGUUUUUUCAUCCUAUGUAUCUUUGUCUCCUCCACUUUUUUUCAUACUGGUUGCUGUCAUGCUGCAGCUCUUGGUAGACUAGAGUCUAGCACUCUGAGUUAUUUCUACUUAUUUCUACUGCUGAAGGUUCUGCCCUCAGAUGCUGAACCAACAAUACUUGGACCAACCACAUGUCUAAAAAUCAAACAGUAGCGAACUCCCCUUGGACUCUGGUCCUCUCAGUUCAAGGGGAGUCCCUGCUCCCUCAGGGAAAUGCUGCCCCAGAUUUUGCUGCAAACGGACCACAAUUUUGUCUGUGCAAUGUGGGUCUCUUAUCUGGCCCUUUUGGCUUUCUCAUGCCUUUUCUCUCUGGAGCUAAGUUCUGAUUUCAAUUCCAGCUGUCGUGAAUCUGGAAUAGUCCUGGAGUUGCUGGCAGUCCAGAAUCUGGCCUCAGGGCCUUUCUUUCCAAAAUAAUCAUCUUCCACCCAUCUUAGAAAAUCCAAAAUGACUGAGCUCAGCCCCGUUAGUCCCUUGAGCUUCAGGAAUGCUGCGUUCACCCCAUCUCUGCACCCUUGGAGGCCUCUGACYCCGGAGCCCUCUCCGUGUUUCCUGUAGCA
Molecule: messenger RNA, 4723 nt
Organism: Nothoprocta perdicaria
Lineage: Eukaryota; Metazoa; Chordata; Aves; Tinamiformes; Tinamidae
Gene: ACAP3
Product: ArfGAP with coiled-coil, ankyrin repeat and PH domains 3
Exons: 25
Coding region: 56-2659 (867 amino acids)
Cellular component (GO): cytoplasm
Molecular function (GO): GTPase activator activity; protein binding
Source: RefSeq, a predicted model, not a curated record